This is a messenger RNA of Carassius auratus (goldfish), 7178 nucleotides long. RefSeq names its product unconventional myosin-VIIa-like. Gene Ontology annotation, molecular function: ATP binding; cytoskeletal motor activity; protein binding. Lineage: Eukaryota; Metazoa; Chordata; Actinopteri; Cypriniformes; Cyprinidae. The record is from RefSeq and is a predicted model, not a curated record. Gene Ontology annotation, cellular component: cytoskeleton; myosin complex.
CCUUGUUACUGUCACACAAGCGAAUGGAAAAAUUAAGUUUGGACACGUAUGUUUUUAAUUCCUUCUUGGAAUUAGUCAGUAAGGGCGUAUUGUCCACAGUUAUCGAAAGGAUUCAUACAAGGCAUAGUUUUCAGCUGUACAUGGUUUAAUGAGGGUUCCUUUUCCAGUCAGUUAAUAUAUUUAUUUGCUUGUCUUUUGAGGGUUUUAAUUUCAAUUAGAUGCCAGUGGUACAAAAAGGAUUGUUCAAAUGGUGAUGUUAAAAAAGGGGGAUCACGUCUGGAUUGAUUCCAGUGUCGGGGUCCCUAUUGGAGGAUGUGUGAAGGUCACAGCCAGUGGACAGUUUUGCCUGAUUGAUGAUGAAGGGAAGGAGCACUAUAUCCAAGAGGGGGAGAAGGCUACUCUUAAGCCUAUGCACCCCACCUCAGUGGAGGGUGUGGAUGAUAUGAUCCGACUGGGGGACCUCAGUGAAGCCGGUUUACUCAGAAACCUACUGGUGCGCCACAAACAGGGCAUUAUAUAUACCUAUAUUGGCUCUGUCCUCGUGGCCAUGAAUCCCUAUCAGAUGCUGCCCAUCUACACGGCAGACCAGGUGCACCAGUAUCAUGAGCGUAAGCUGGGCGAGCUCCCUCCGCACAUCUUUGCCAUCGCUGACAGCUGUUACUUCAACAUGCGGCGCAACAAACGCAACCAGUGUUGCAUUAUAAGUGGAGAAUCUGGUGCUGGAAAGACAGAAAGUACUAAACUGAUUCUUCAGUUCCUGGCUGCUGUGAGCGGGCAGCACUCCUGGAUAGAGCAGCAGAUCAUCCAGGCCAACCCUGUCCUGGAGGCCUUUGGAAACGCCAAAACUAUUCGGAAUGAUAACUCCAGCCGCUUUGGGAAAUACGUGGAGGUCUACUUUAAUAAAGAGGGCGUUAUAGAGGGAGCUCUAAUGGAGCAGUAUCUGCUGGAGAAGUCUCGUGUCUGUCAUCAGGCACCUCAGGAAAGGAACUACCACAUUUUUUAUUGUAUGUUAUCUGGGAUGCAAAGUGAGCAUAAGAAAACUCUCUCUCUUGGUGAUGCAUCACAGUUCAAGUACCUGACUGAGGGUAAUUGUUUGACAUGUGAUGGUCGGGACGAUGCUGAUGAGUUCGGACGGAUUCGUGCUGCUCUAAAGAUCCUCACUUUCUCAGACAGGGACUGCUGGGAAAUCUUCAAAUUACUCGCUGCCAUUCUCCACAUGGGCAAUAUCGACUUUCAGAGCACUACAAUGAAUAACAUGGACAGCUGUGAUAUCCUAUCAUCCAGUCACUUUUCUGUCACUGCCAAGUUACUGGAGGUUGGUGAUGCUGCUCUUGAUAAGAGUCUUACCCAUCGCUCCUUCAUGACAAACCGAGAGAUAGUCACGAAGCCCCUCAGCUCAGAGCAGGCCACAUCCACCAGAGAUACUUUUGCCAAGGCCAUGUACGGAAGGCUGUUUGUCUGGAUGUUCACAAAAGUAAACAGCGCCAUUCACAAACCCCAGACUGAUGAGUCUUACACACGCAAGUCCAUUGGGCUGCUUGACAUUUUUGGCUUUGAGAAUUUCCCUCAUAACAGUUUUGAGCAGCUGUGCAUUAAUUAUGCCAACGAGCACCUGCAGCAGUUCUUUGUGAGGCACGUCUUUAAGCUGGAGCAGGAUGAGUACAGUAAAGAAGGAAUCUCAUGGAAGCGCAUCGCUUUCAGUGACAACCAGAAAACCCUGGACCUGCUGGCCAUUAAACCUCUCAACAUACUGGCUCUGAUUGAUGAGGAGAGCACCUUUCCUAAGGGAACAGAUGCCACAAUGUUAAACAAAAUGAACACAGAACACAAUGGAAACAAGCUGUACAUGUCAUCCAAGGGCAACCAUGGCAUGAGUUUUGGGGUUAAGCACUUUGCUGGGACGGUUUAUUAUGACUGUGAAGGUUUUUUGGAGAAGAACAGAGACGCCCUUAGCAUGGACAUCUUGGGGCUCAUUCAGAAAUCUUCCAACAAGCUGCUCAAGCUGAUCUUUGAAAAGGAGAUCAAUACAAACUCAGCCAAGAACAAUAACAAAAGCAACAAAAUCGUCAUGACGCCAAAGAGCUCCUUACGGCAAAUAAAUGAUUCCAGGCGGAAUAUAUCUACUCUGAGUGGCCAGUUCCGUCAAUCUCUGGACUCUCUGAUGAAGGCCCUGUCUCUCUGUCAGCCCUUCUUCAUACGUUGCUUCAAACCAAAUGACAAAAAGAUGCCCAUGGUACCAAUUCACAUCCUUUAAGUUAUGUAUUUUGUAUUGUGUAGCACUAGAACACUAAUCAAAUCAUGCUUUUUUUUUUUUCUCGCUUUUAAGGUUUUUGAUAGAAACCUCUGCAUGCAACAACUUCGCUACUCUGGAAUGCUGGAGACCAUUAAAAUACGCAAGCUGGGAUAUCCUAUCCGGCACACCUUCAAAGACUUCCUGCAGCGCUAUCGUGUCCUCCUUAAGAGCGUGGACUGUGAUCCCAACACCGAGCCUGCUGCCAACUGCUGUGCAGCCAUCUGCAGGGCUAUGAUCAAAGAUGAAGAGGACUGGAUUAUUGGCAAAACCAAAAUCUUUCUCAGGGAUCAUCAUGACUCUUUCCUGGAGCUGGAGAGAGAGCAGGAGCUUUAUAAGAAGGCACUUAUCAUCCAAAGAGUGAUGAUUGCCCACAAGGACAGAGCAAAUUUUAUUAAGAAAAGGAGGGCAGCUCUUGUUUUGCAGAAAAACUGGCGUGGCCACAGAGACAGAAAAGAGUUUUGCAAACUCAAGCUAGGAUUUACUCGGCUGCAGGCAAAAGUGCGCAGUCGGCAGCUCUGUACGGAGUAUAUUCGCAGGCGUGCUGCAGCCAUCACUUUGCAAACACAAACCCGUGGCUACCUCGCCAGGAAAGACCUGAAACGCAAGAAAGAUGCCGUGAUACUCCUGCAGACACAGACCAGAGGCCUGCUGGCCAGGAAAACCCUCAAGAAAAUGAAAACAGAUGCGUUUCUGACUGCACAAGAAAAAGAGGCUCAGGAACGUAUAGCUUUAGAACUUCAGCAACGCCUAGAGGAGCUGCUCAGAAAAAACGAGGAAGCUGCCAAAUCCCAGAAAAAGGAUGAUGAGGAAAUUGUGGAGAAUAUCUUUGGAUUCCUUCCAAGUGCAGUAGGAGGACAAGAGGGCCCAGCUCCUGAGGGUUUUGAGGAUUUAGAGGUGGAGCCGGUGAAGUUAGAAGAGGUUGAAUUAGUAGAGAACCCUGUAAAGGAGAGGAAGGCGAUGUCAAUACCAGACAACAGCAAAGACAAUCAAGAUGAAGAGGAUGAGAAGGAAAGGGAGAACGAUGAGUUCUCUUUCUCUAAAUUUGCAUCAUUGCACUUCCAAGGAUCUUCAACCCACUCAUAUAUCCGACAGAGAUUACGACAACCCCUGCUUCACCAUGAAGAUGAAGGGGAUACCCUGGCUUGUUUGACAGUAUGGUGGAUCAUUCUGAGAUUUAUGGGAGAUCUUCCAGAGCCAAAGCAAGAACGUGUUUCUGCUAUAGCCGACCCCAUUCAGAUGAACCUUGGUCAGAGACAAGCACGGCGUCUCAGUAGCCUUGUUGGAUUAGAUCAGAAAUUUUUGAGAAAAAAAGUGAAGCAACAGAAGGGGACGGGGAAAAGAAAACACUCAACCAUUCCUGAAGAAGAGCCAGAAGAAGAGCCAAAACCCAAAAUGCAGACUGUUCAGGAGGAAGAGGACGUACUGUUUGGAGAGAGAGCAACUUAUGAUCGUCCAAUGACACCACUGGAGAAAUUGCAUAUUAUUGUUGGAUAUGCUAUUGUACGACAAGAUAUCAGAGAUGAAAUCUACUGUCAAAUCCUUAAGCAGUUAACCGACAAUAAGAACCACAAAAGUGCAAACAGAGGCUGGACUCUUCUGUCCAUCUGUCUGGGUAUUUUCCCCCCUACAGACUGCCUCACUAAGUACCUACAGAGCUUUAUACGCUAUGGGCCAAGUGAAUACUCCUCCUACUGUGCAGAGCGACUGCAGAGGACUUUAGCCAACGGUGAAAGAAGUGAGCCACCAUGCUGGGUUGAACUACAGUCUGUAGAGAACAAGAAGCCCAUUUCAGUAGCUGUGGGUCUGAUGGAUGGCAGAAGCAUCAGCGUCUCGUUGGAUUCAGCCAGCACUUCUGCAGAGGUGUGCAGUGCGAUUAUCCAGAAAAUAAAGCUGCAGGACACUUACGGCUUCUCCCUAUACGCUGCAAUGUAUGAGAAGAUAUGGUCUCUUGGCAGUGGCAAUCAGCACGUCUUGGAUGCCGUGUCUAUGUGUGAGCAGGAAGAAAAGAGGCAGGGGAAAGAGGAACAACAUGCUCCCUGGCGCCUAUACUUCCGCAAAGAGAUCUUCACUCCAUGGCACGACUGUUCAUCUGACCAAGACAGCACAGAGCUCAUCUACAAGCAGAUCAUCCACGGACUCAAAAGUGGUGAUUAUCAGUCUGAUAAGGAGGAUGAUUAUGUGCAACUUGCUGCCAAACAUUACUAUAUACAGCAUGGCUCUGAAAGCAGUAUGGAAACCACAAAUAAAAUUGUCCGUGAGUGCAUGAACAUGACUUUAAUUGAGACCAAGUCUGUGGCAAAGCUAGUGCAGUUGGUCCAUUCUGCACACACUCAGGGUCCUUACAUAAACUCUACUAAACCUGCCUCUGAAGUAAAAAUGGAGAUUGUCCAAUAUGCACAGGAGAAGUGGCCAAUCUAUUUCGCCAAGUUAUAUGAAGCUCAAAUUAUUUCAGGUCCCUCAGUGCCUCAAGACCAGUUUGUAGUUGUUGUGAACUGGAAGGGGGUCUUCUUUCAGGAUGUAACAGAGGCCGCGUUUCUGCAUCUCUCUUAUCCUGAGGUGUCAGGAAUUGAAAUGAGUGAGGAUGAGUCCGGUGGGAUUGUGUGUUUGAUGACUCCAAAGGGGUUGUUUGAGCUGAAGGUUGUGAAGGGAAAAGACUUAGUGGAGCUGGUCAACAUGUUCAUCUCAGGGCUUAAGGAGAGAUCCCAGUACGCUGUGGCAAUACAGGACCUUAGCAGACAAGAGGAUCCCAAUUUGCUGAGCUACAGAAGGGGUGAUGUACUGUUUAUCAUUAAGGAUGGGGAGUAUUCUUCUGAAGAAGGCUGGAUGAAAGCAAGGAAUGAGAGGACAAAUCAAACUGGAGCAGUUUCCUUAGAUGCCAUUCGGAUUUUGCCGAUGUUGACCAGGCCAACAGAAGAGACACUGAAUUUGCUGAAUUUGACCCCUGCACGAAGAAAGUCAGUGAUGCCAGUGUUGCCACAGAAGGAGGAGCUUAGCACAGAGAAAGUUGCCGUUGUGUCCCUUAAGGAGUUCUCGUUUGAUUAUUUCAGGGAGUCUAAGGAAGGUGUCCGUGGCAAAGGCAAAGAGAGACUGUGGGCCAAUAGCAAAGAGCCUCUCAAACAGCCACUGCUCAGGAGCCUGCAGGGCAACUCAGAGCUCUCCCACCUCGCUUCGGACUGCUUCACAGCUAUCCUUAAAUAUAUGGGAGAUUAUCCAGUCAAGCAUGUGCGGACACCCAUAGAUCUAACAAACCAGAUCUUCGGGCCAACAACAGCACACGUGGAACUAAGAGAUGAGAUCUACUGCCAAAUAAUGAAGCAGAUGACUAAUAACAACCAUGGCUUGAGUAUGGAGCGAGGUUGGCAGCUGUUGUGGCUAUGUUGUGGUCUCUUUCCUCCAAGUCAGCUGCUACUGAGACAUGCUCAACGUUUUCUGGAGUCCAGAACCAGAGAGCCUCUGGCGUCCACCUGCCUGCAGAGGAUACAAGCUAUGCUCAGUAUUGAGGUAAGGAAGUUGCCUCCUCACCAGGUGGAAGUGGACGCCAUUCAGAAUAACAGCACUCAGAUCUUCCAUAAAGUUCAUUUUCCCAACGAUACAUCUGAAAUAUUUGAGGUGACCUCCACCACGAGGAUCAAAGACUUAUGCCACAACAUUGCUAGAGACCUCCGGCUCUCUUCAUCAGAUGGAUACUGUCUGUUUGUUAAAACAGCGACAAAGGUAGUAAGUAUGGAUUCUAAAGAGUACUUUUUUGACAACCUCAGGCAACUCACAGAUGUCGCCAAAAAAGGAAAGAAAGUUAAGGAGGCUACUCAAACUAUUGUGCCCUACCUGGUGCUCUUCAUGAGGAAGCUCUGGUUUAAUGUGAUCCCAGGAAAAGACAUAACUGCUGACCUUACCUUCCACUUUCCCCAGGAGUUGCCAAAGUAUUUGCGGGGAUACCAUGAUGUAACUAAAGAGGACAUGAUCAGCCUGGCAGGACUGCUGUUCCGUGUUCAGGUCGACACGGAUAAAUCACAGUUUGUCAUGAUCCCUAGAAUGCUGAAAGACCUGGUGCCAGCUGAUCAGCAUAAGAUCAUGACUCCUGAUGACUGGAAAAAGCACAUCAUCAACGCAUACAACAAGCAGGCAGGCAUAUCUUUAGACGAAGCCAAACUCCAGUUUCUGAAGACGAUCUCACAGUGGCCUACCUUUGGAUGUGUUUUCUUCGAGGUUAAGCAAACCUCAGAGAAGAGUUACCCUAGUGUUAUUAAUCUAUCAAUCAGCAAGCAAGGAGUUAGUAUCAUCAACCCUAAGACAAAGGAGGUGCUUGUGAUGCAUCUAUUCAGUAAGAUCACUUCCUGGUCUAGUGGAAACACCUAUUUUCACUUGACCAUCGGCAACCUGGUGCAGGGCAACACUCUGCUCUGUGAGACCUCUGUGGGUUAUAGAAUAAGUGAUCUCCUGUCCUCCUACAAGGACAUGUAUCUGAAUGAGAUACCAAGGGUGCGGAAAUCAAGGAUGAUCAACAUGUAGUAAAAUUGUUUUUCGUGGCACUUCUUUUUCAGAUCUUUACCAUAAUAAUUAUACUAUUAAUUUCAUGUUUGGAGAAUUGCAUUAAAAAAUUACAUUCAAAAAUCUGUUUUAAAAUCAUAGCUUUUUAAUAUGUAACAGUAACUAGUAUAGAUCUGUCAGGGAAAUCAUAGUUUUUUGCUUUUUGCUUCUAUGUGCAUAUAUAUUUUAAAGGAAUUUAUAGGCUUGAGUAUUUAUUUUUAUUUCAAUAGUCCACCUUUUUAUUGACUUUGCAUUGCAAUGUUACACUAGGUGGCAGUAUUUUUACAGUUUGAUUCUAAUCUAUCUCCUACUGCUUUGAUGGAACUAUCAUAUUUAACAAUAAAAAUGUAAAAAUCAA